AUGGGCUCCCGAUUAGAGACCAACUCGACCCUCGUACGCAAGCGCAUCGAGAGCCAUACCUUCAGCGACGAGCAGGGCGAAGAAUAUGAGGGCUCCAAGUUCGGCGGGUUCGCCGACUACAUGCGCAGGAAGAAGAUCAAACUGCAGAACCUUGACGCCGAGAUACGCGCGACUGCUGGAGACAAACCUCCCAUCUUCCGCGGCGUGGUGGUGCACGUUAAUGGCUAUACGCAACCGUCUCUGAGCGACCUUCAUACCCUGGUGGUCAGCCACGGCGGCGGGUUUCUUCAAUAUCUCGAUGGAAAAACAGCAGUGACCCACGUCGUCGCCAGCAAUCUCACUCCGAAGAAAGCGGUGGAAUUCGCGCGGUAUCGCAUUGUGAAGCCUGGUUGGAUUGUCGACAGUGUCAAGGCUGGGAAGUUGUUACCCUGGGACGCAUACCGACUGGUCGAUGAAGGUGUCACACAGAAAAUCCUGCGCUUCGAUGGUGGACAGAUUGUGAGCCAGGCAAAUACUCAGCAGCAGAGCUACAAAGAUCAAUCCGAGAACAGUUGGUAUACCACACAAUUCCGCCAGACGUCCAGGGAAGUUCCGUCGAAUGAACCCAGCCCCAGCUUAGUUGUUCCUACAGAGCAGCAACAGGACGACAUCGAUGAAGACAGUCAGGAGGAGGAUUCCUUGGGAUUGGAUAGGCUGGAUCAAGGCACAGAUUCAGCCGGUAAAGAUGAGGACAAGGCAAGUUCUGAUGAAGCGGUUCAUGCAACCCGCCCGGCAGAGGUUGGACAGACUGAGCAACAUGCACCUCAGCCACAGUCGUCCGAAUUGUCUCGAGCUGGCAGCUCCUCUGGCAAGCCUUCCAUGCCUGAAAAGCGCCCUUUGACCGCCGAAGAGCAUAAUGCCAUCCUGCUUUCAAACCCGCAUUUGGCCAAGUCAAGCACCGCCAAUCCUGAUUUUCUAAACCAGUAUUACCGCGAAUCUCGACUACACCACCUGUCAACCUGGAAGGCCGAGUUGAAGGCUCAGAUGCAAGCACGCGCUCAGGAGAAGGUAUCGUCGCAAAAGGCUCGACAGAAACGAGCGGCCGGGACAAGACGCUAUAUAAUGCAUGUUGAUUUCGACAGCUUCUUUGCAGCCGUGUCAUUGCGAAAACAUCCUCAUCUAGUCGACAAGCCCGUGGUGAUUGCACAUGGCAGUGGACCGGGCUCCGAGAUUGCCAGCUGUAAUUAUCCCGCGCGAAAAUACGGCAUCAAGAAUGGAAUGUGGAUGAAGGCCGCCCAAGGCAUGUGUCCUGAUCUCCACGUCCUGCCGUACGACUAUAAAGCGUAUGAGGAAGCUAGCCGGCAGUUCUACGAUUGCAUCUUGGCCAUUGACGGUGCUGUACAGAGCAUCAGUAUUGAUGAGGCCCUUGUCGACAUCAGUGAACAAUGCAUCAAGGCGGGAGGAUCUGAUGGCAGAGGUGUUUCAGAGGGCUCCAUCUACCGCGAGCAAGAGUGCGCACAGGGGAUUGCACAAGCAUUGCGAACCUCGGUGAAGGAAACGACAGGUUGCGACGUCUCUGUGGGCAUUGGUGGCAAUAUUUUGUUGGCCAAAGUCGCACUGCGAAAAGCAAAACCCGCUGGACAGCAUCUGAUCAAGCCGGAGGAAGUGCUGAGCUUCAUUGGCGAGCUGACUGUGACCGAGCUGCCUGGCGUCGCCUGGAGUAUCGGCAACAAACUCGAAGAGAUUGGGAUCAAAUACGUCAAAGACAUUCGAGCGUGUACUAAAGAACGUUUGGUGAACACUUUGGGGCCAAAAACAGGGGAGAAGCUAUGGGACUAUUCUCGAGGCAUCGACCGGCAAGAAGUGGGAGAUCAAGUCGUUCGCAAAUCAGUCUCGGCUGAAGUCAACUGGGGCAUUCGUUUUGUCAACCAGCAACAAGCCGAAGAGUUUGUGCAGAGCCUUUGUGAUGAACUGUCCCGGAGGUUACUGGAACAACUUGUCAAGGGGAAGCAAUUGACCAUGAAGAUCAUGCGAAAAGCAGCCGACGCAGGACUCGAUCCUCCCAAGAGUUUGGGCCAUGGCAAGUGUGACACCUUCAACAAGAGCGUUGCUCUUGGUGUCGCCACCACUGAAGGUGCCAUUCUGGGUAAGGAAGCCAUCUCCAUUCUGCGCAGUUAUGGCUUUCCUCCGGGGGAGCUACGUGGUUUAGGUGUGCAAAUGCAGAAAUUAGAGCCUUUGAAACCGUCGGCCUCGGGCAGUUCGACGCUUCUCGACAGCAGCCAACGCCGACUGCAGUUCAAGAAGCCCUUGCCAUCAACGACACAAACCCCUGUACAGCCUCAGUCACGUGCCACAACUCCCCCAAAGGCUUCUACACCAAGGAUCAAGAACGUGGUCGAUCCGAUUGAGGAGAUUCCCACGCCAGAGAAGCCCAAAGUGGACAACACGAUCCCCAGCGCUCUUGACGCGCCGCGUGGGCAAAAUGGGGCUGUUGUGCCCGAUAGGGUCGGAGACAUACCCCUGAACAUCAGUGGGACGCAGUUCAUCGUUCCGUCGCAGAUUGACCCAACUGUUCUUGCUGAAUUGCCCGCCGACAUUCGCGCCAAGCUUGAGCCCAAGCAGAGAACCAUCCUGGAUAGUAUGGCCAGUAAGGCGAGGCCAACACCACCACCAGCGGCUACCUUGUCUCGGUCCGCAUCGCCGUACCUUAGUGAUGGAGACGCGAUGUUGCCCAGUGAGAGCCAACUGGAUCCGGAAGCUCUUGCUGCGCUUCCUGCGGACGUCAGGGAGGAGGUCCUCGCUCAGUACCAAGCGCUGAAAAAGCCAGACCGUGCCCGUCAUCAAGCUCUCCUCCCCCAGUCACCUCACAAGAAUAGAACGCUGCCUCCAACAAGGAAGCCGCCCGUAACCCCCAUAAAGAGGCAAAAGACAACAUCCUUGUUUGGAAAGUCGCGGGCGAAGAGGACUGGUGAUGGGGGACCAACUCUCACACAGUCCAAUUUCGUCGCCCUUGUCAAAAAUGAUUCUGGCCCGGAUGAGUCGACAUCUCACGCAGCUGACGAGGUAUCCGAGUCAUUUCUCAGCGAGCUGCCGGAGGAGAUUCGGUUGGAAAUAUUGGCGGAACAGAAGCGCAACAGGAUGAAAAUGAAGUCCGGACUCAACUUUGAGAAUGGACGGAAAAAGGUCAAAGCAGUCGGCCAGGAUGAUGCUGAUCUACGAGGCCAGCAGCGACUGCAGCUGGCACGCACAGUAGAAAAACCUACCUUCACAUCUCAGAAGCUCAGUUCUCUGCCCGAAUUGCGAGAUGUCGUCGCUGCUUGGGUCCGAGAAUGCUCGACAGACGGAGAAGGGCCCGAUCAGGACGAUGUCAGCGCCCUUUCGGACUAUUUGAGCAGAGUGGUGUCGAUUGAGAGAGACAUGGCGAAAGCCGUCGCGGUGGUCCAUUGGCUGGGGAUAGUGAUGGAAUAUGAAAACUUCAAAUGCGACCAGGUUCGCCGUUGGUGGGAGGAGGCUUUGGAUGUUCUGAAGCGCGAUGUGCAGUCUGCCGUGAAGAAGAGAGGCCUUCCCCCGGUGGUAUUUGACUGUUAG
Molecule: messenger RNA, 3567 nt
Organism: Exophiala dermatitidis NIH/UT8656
Lineage: Eukaryota; Fungi; Ascomycota; Eurotiomycetes; Chaetothyriales; Herpotrichiellaceae
Product: DNA repair protein REV1
Exons: 1
Coding region: 1-3567 (1188 amino acids)
Biological process (GO): error-prone translesion synthesis; error-free translesion synthesis
Cellular component (GO): nucleus
Molecular function (GO): deoxycytidyl transferase activity; damaged DNA binding; DNA-directed DNA polymerase activity
Source: RefSeq, a predicted model, not a curated record